GUACAUAUUGUCAAUAUGAUGACAAUUAGACACCUAGCUUUUGCAAUGUUGGUGCUUAGUUCAACCAUCUUAGUUUUUGAAAAGGUGUCAGGCAUCUCAGCUCAACUUGAAUGCAAGGGCAGCUUAAGUGGCAUAGUGUCUCAAUGUCAAGCCUUUGUUAAAAAAGAGGGGCCACAAAUUCUUCCAUCAGACGCCUGCUGUGAGACCUUAAAAGCUGCUGAUAUCCCUUGCCUCUGCAAAUAUAUUACCCCGGUGAUUCAGAGCCAGAUUAGCAUCGAGAAAGCUAUCUAUGUGGUCAAAACUUGUGGAGGCACAGUCCCUCCUGGAACCAAGUGUGGAAGUUAUACGGUUCCACCAUCACCUCCUCCUCUAAUGGCAUAAUCCAAGGCGCAUGGAACUUCUAUGACAUAAAUAUCCACCUAUAUCAAAAAUUAAGCCAUACUCAUACAUAUAAAUACAUGGCAUCGGUCUUUAUAUAUGUGUUUUUCUUCCUUUAGUGUAU
Messenger RNA from Lotus japonicus, 502 nucleotides. Its product is annotated as putative lipid-transfer protein DIR1. Bases 16 to 381 code for a protein of 121 amino acids. The transcript is spliced from 2 exons. Lineage: Eukaryota; Viridiplantae; Streptophyta; Magnoliopsida; Fabales; Fabaceae. The record is from RefSeq and is a predicted model, not a curated record.